Trichomonas vaginalis G3 is the source of this 888-nucleotide messenger RNA. RefSeq names its product Major Facilitator Superfamily (MFS) general substrate transporter family. The record is from RefSeq and is a predicted model, not a curated record. Gene Ontology annotation, molecular function: transmembrane transporter activity. The transcript has a single exon. Gene Ontology annotation, biological process: transmembrane transport. Bases 1 to 888 code for a protein of 295 amino acids. Lineage: Eukaryota; Parabasalia; Trichomonadida; Trichomonadidae.
AUGAUCAUUGGUAUGUGCUUUUUCAUUUUCGUAUCAAACCGUAAAAGUAACCCAGUUGGCCUUGCUUUCAUUCCAUUUGCAUUCUGCGGUGUUUGCGAAGGCUCAUACGGUCCAAAUAUGUUAAACGUCGUGAACAAUAUGGGCAAUACUCGUCUAUAUGUUGUCCUUGCCAUGCCUGUUGGCGUUUCUCUUAUUACAAUCCUUGGAUUCUUCUUAAUGGGAUUCGGAGUUCCAUAUACAGUUUUCUAUAUUGUUACAGCUGUUUGCCUUUUAAUUGCUAUUAUCCUUUAUCACCUUACAGUCUUCCCAGAAGCCUGCAGAAAUUCUAGUGGCCAGCACAAUUUCAACCUCAAAGACUUUGGCAAUGAUAUCUGCAACAUUGGCGAUUGGUUCCCCAAGAUUUGGUUCUGUUCUUUAGUUUUCUUAUUGAACAUGGUUUGUUUGGCACUCUUCAACCCAGGAUGCACCCUCUAUACAUACCAGCCUCGUGUUACAUACCGUCUCUUAGGAUUUACAAUUGAUAACAACUUCUUCAUGCUUGCUUACAAUACAUGCUCCUUCUUAGGCGAUUUCUUCUCAAGAAAGGUCAUGGAUAAGAAGAGAAUCAUCAAUCCAGUCUUCUAUUUCAUCCUUCUUUGCUUCGGAUUCGCAAUCAACAUUUCCCAGAUCCCAGAAAUCGUUCCAUUCGCUGCUUUCUGCUUCUCAUGGGCUAACGGUGGCCUCUACGUUCAGUGCACAAAGCUUAUCGGCAUGUUGUUCAAGGAAAAGUACCAUCUUACUGCUACAUCAACAUGGCUCUUCAUCGGUGACUCCGGAUCAACAAGUGGAGCUAGCAUUGUUCAGUUCCUUCGUCCAGUCAUUGCAAGCAUCAAGCAAAGAAUGUACUAA